CAGGAAAACAUGCCUCGCUAUGAUGACCGUCGCAGCAACACGCGACUUUAUGUUGGUCACCUGUCUUCGCGAACAAAGACACGUGACUUGGAGGAUCUGUUUGCUAGAUAUGGAAGAGUGUUCCACGCCUCGGCCUGUCCAUGUGGUUAACUUGGAUGAUCUUGUUGAAGGUUUCUUUCUGUCGUAAGAGGACACCCUUGGUGGACUGGCCAGUGUUUAUAGUAUUUAUGCAUAUAUUAGUGGAAAUGGCAAGAUUCCAAAGUGGUGUUUUGUUAACCUUUGAGGGGCGAAGUAUCAAUCCUUCCUGAUAUCUUGAUGGCCUUACUGUUUGUGGCAAACCGUUUGCGCAGAAUUCGUGCUGUGGAUAUGAAGCGAGACUACGCCUUUGUUGAGUUCAGUGAUCCUCGGGACGCUGAUGAUGCAAGAUAUAGCUUGGAUGGCAGAGAUUUUAAAGGAAGCCGUAUUAUCGUGGAAUUUUCGAAGGGGAUUAAUCACUCCCAUCCCUCGGUUGGACUUGCUGAGACACCACGUGCUCCUGGAGGAUCUCGUGAUUACAUGGGUAGGGGUCCUCCUCCUGGUUCUGGACGCUGUUUUAAUUGCGGGAUUGAUGGCCAUUGGGCUCGAGAUUGCAAAGCUGGGGACUGGAAGAAUAAAUGCUAUCGAUGUGGGGAAAGGGGCCAUAUAGAAAGAAAUUGUCAGAACAGUCCAAGGAAAUUAAGACGUGAGGAUUACUCUCGGUCUCCUAGUCCUCGACGUGGUCGGAGUAGGAGCCGGAGUUACAGUCGUAGUCGUAGUUACAGUAGGUCAAUCUCCCCGGUAAAGAGGGAGCGGAGUUUUGAUGAUGUUGAAAGAAGGCCAAGGAGCCCUAUUGGUAGUCGAAGCCCUAAGCGGGGAAGGAGCCCACCAUCUAGAGGAAGAGAUUACAGCCCAGUUGCUGACGAGAGAAGCCCCCUGAGAGACAAAGCUGACCAAUCCCCUGAAGAUAAGAAAUAUGCCAAUGGGUCGGAUUAUAGCAACAGCCCCAGGAGGAAGAGCAGGAGCCCUGUCAAUGAUGCUGAAGCUGAUGGUGCGAGAAACUACAGAAGCCCUGCCGAGGAAAAUGGCCGCAGUCGGAGCCCCAGCCCGAUGCCUAGGGAUGAAGAGGGCCUUGCUGGAGAUGAUGAUAAUCGCGAUUCUCCAAGAGGCAGUGAGUGAGCAUCGCCUGUGUGAUGCGCGACAUCUAGUAAUUUCCUGGUCUUGUAUGGAUAGAACUUGAUUUGGGAGUUUCGCCGCUUGUUUAGUUAACCACCAACAUUCAUAAUUUGCUUUAAGCUUUUUCUUAUAUUUUUGUGUUUCUUUCCGGAAGGGUCGUCGUAUUUAUCAGAGAUAAUUUGGGUUUGGACCUUAGAAAUAUUUUGUAAUGCUGUUUUGUUUUCUC
Molecule: messenger RNA, 1417 nt
Organism: Rhodamnia argentea
Lineage: Eukaryota; Viridiplantae; Streptophyta; Magnoliopsida; Myrtales; Myrtaceae
Product: serine/arginine-rich splicing factor RS2Z32-like
Exons: 7
Coding region: 316-1194 (292 amino acids)
Biological process (GO): mRNA splicing, via spliceosome
Cellular component (GO): nuclear speck
Molecular function (GO): zinc ion binding; mRNA binding
Source: RefSeq, a predicted model, not a curated record